Messenger RNA from Galleria mellonella (greater wax moth), 8031 nucleotides. It is a transcript of the gene Hipk, whose product is annotated as homeodomain-interacting protein kinase 2. The transcript has 24 exons. Gene Ontology annotation, cellular component: nucleus; cytoplasm. Gene Ontology annotation, biological process: peptidyl-serine phosphorylation; peptidyl-threonine phosphorylation. Gene Ontology annotation, molecular function: protein serine/threonine kinase activity; protein tyrosine kinase activity; ATP binding. NCBI's taxonomy places the organism in Eukaryota, Metazoa, Arthropoda, Insecta, Lepidoptera, Pyralidae. The coding region runs from base 470 to 3991 and encodes 1173 amino acids. The record is from RefSeq and is a predicted model, not a curated record.
UUGUAGAAUUUCAUUCGUUGGAGUUCGUCGCUUCCGUUUGACGGACUUGUGCGACGUAAUCGGGUGUGUGCGAAAGUAUGAAGUGAAAUCGUACAAAAAGUGUGUGAAAUGUUUAGUGGUAGUUUGUAUAGUGUUGAGAUUUCAAAAUGAGUGCGAACGGAUAGUUGUGUUUUCUUUUUUGGUCUAUGAAACACUGUGUGAUUGCUGUACACGUAACAAUUUCAGAUGAACUGUUUCAAAAUGGCUGUGUUUUGAAGGACCCUUUGUCCGCUUUCGUGUGCUUCUUUCAGCAUGAUAGUGGGAUCGUACUGUCACAAUUUUGACUUCGAGAGGUGAGGAAGGUCCUUGAUAAGAUUUAGUGGCUUUGGUGUAGCGACGCGGAGUGGAAAAUUACUGGUUCCCGCCGAAGUGCGGUGUCGGUCGAUUGCUUUCUACGCAAGCGAUACGAAACGCUCACUUGCGACGUGGAAUGCAUGUCAUGUACCCGGAGCCGCCGGCGCAAUAUCGCAGAAGUCAGCCCGAGAGCACGCAGCCUAAUUACCAGCCGGCCGUGUCGCCGGCGCGCCAGCAACCAGCCAAGAAACGUCGCGUGCUGAGCCCUACGGCGUCACACACGCAACAACACGUACAAUCGGACACCACCGGCUACAAGAACAAGUGUUGGUCAGGCGUCGGGCCGGGCUGCUGCGCCGCGCCCGCCGUGCCGAGUCGCGCGUGCGAUGCGGAGCGGUCCCCGCCGCCCGCGCCUCCACCCGCUCCGCCUGUGCAUUGUACCAGACCCUGCUGCCGCGACGCGACUGUUGGAGAUAGCGGGGACCAGCUUCGGGCGCAGGUUGGCAGCGGCGCUGCUGGCGUCGCGGGCGCUGCAGGCGCUUCGAGCGCGGCGGGCGCGCGACACAAGACGGCACCGCAGGUCGCAACGACGACGGCCCACAGCAAGCAGCUGGCGGCGGGUGGGCCGAACCCGCCCCAGCCGCAAGGUAACCACAAACGCUCCGGCUGCGGCGGUGAUGGCGACUACCAGCUGGUACAGCAUGAGGUGCUCUACUCCUCGUCGAAUAGGUACGAGGUUCUGGAGUUCCUCGGGCGGGGUACAUUCGGUCAAGUGGUGAAGUGCUGGAAGAAGGGCACGAAUGAAAUAGUCGCCAUUAAGAUACUAAAAAACCACCCCAGCUAUGCUCGCCAAGGGCAGAUUGAGGUGUCAAUCCUCUCUCGGCUGUCGCAAGAGUCGGCGGACGAGUUUAACUUCGUGCGCGCGUACGAGUGCUUCCAACACCGGUCGCACACGUGCCUCGUGUUCGAGAUGCUCGAGCAGAACCUGUACGACUUCCUCAAGCAGAACAAGUUCUCGCCACUACCACUCAAGUACAUCAGGCCGAUACUGCAGCAGGUGCUCACCGCGCUGCUCAAACUCAAACAACUGGGUCUAAUCCAUGCGGAUUUAAAACCAGAGAACAUAAUGCUGGUGGAACCCGCGCGGCAGCCUUACCGCGUGAAGGUGAUAGACUUUGGAAGUGCUUCCCACGUCAGCAAGGCCGUCUGCAACACCUAUUUACAGAGCAGAUACUACAGAGCACCAGAAAUAAUCUUGGGGCUGGCGUUCUGCGAGGCUAUCGACAUGUGGUCGCUCGGCUGCGUAGUGGCCGAACUCUUCCUCGGAUGGCCCCUCUACCCGGGCUCAUCCGAGUACGAUCAAAUUCGAUACAUCUCACAGACACAAGGUCUGCCCACAGAACACAUGCUCAACAGUGCGAGCAAAACAGCGAAAUUCUUUUACCGGGACGUGGACAGUACAUAUCCGUUUUGGCGGUUGAAGACCCCAGAGGAGCACGAACUAGAGACCGGCAUCAAGAGCAAAGAGGCGAGGAAAUACAUCUUCAACUGCCUCGACGAUAUAGGCCAGGUUAACGUACCAACUGAUCUGGAAGGCGGCCAAUUGUUGGCUGAGAAAGCAGACAGAAGGGAAUUCAUAGAUUUAUUGAAGAGAAUGCUAACUAUGGACCAGGAGAGAAGAAUAACACCGGGCGAAGCGCUAAACCACGCAUUUGUGACCUUGGCACAUUUAGUCGACUAUGCCCAUUGUAAUAACGUCAAGGCCUCCGUACAAAUGAUGGAAGUGUGCCGGCGCUCCGGCAGCGGCGUGGGCGGCGUGGGUGGCGUGGGCGCCGUGGGCGUGGGAACCGAGUAUGGCGUCGGCGGCGUCGGUGUCGGCGUUGGCGUGGUGGCGCCGGCCGCCGCGCCCGCAGCACACCACCUUGCGCUCACUAUCAACCAGCAGAGGUUGCGUGCUGCGCCCUACGACAACCUGUACCAACUAUACCAAGGCGGUCGGGUUGCGGUAGGUGGCGCGAGGCAGUACGCCACUCGUGCGGCCGAACCAUUCCCGCACCAAUUCGUCUCGUCAAUACUGUGCCAGCCCGCUUACCAGGUAUGUCAGGUACAGCAGUUAGCGGCGGCGGCGGCUGCGGCCGCGGCGGCUCACCACCAGCACGGUGUAGCUGGCGUUGCAGGCGUCGGUGACGUGGGCGCGGUGGGCGAGUGGCGAGCGCCGCUUAUCGUUGAACCAGCACCUCUACCCGAGCCCGAAGUCUGGGAUCCCUUCCAUCCGCACCACCCGCAACACCAUCACCCGCAUAAAAGAUCAACAAAGCAGCAAGCGGCCGCGGUACCGCACUAUCCGCCGCACCACCAAACACAUCAAUACAGUAUGGCGAACAGCGGGAGCAAGAAGGAGCCCACUCAACUGUCGCCCGUCAAGAAGAGGGUGAAGGAGGGCACACCGCCGUCGCGGCACCGGCAUCAUCAUCACGACCACUCAACAAUAUGGUCGAUGUACAGGAACAGCCGAGGCGCGACCGGCGCCUGGGAGUCCAGCGCCGUGGGACCCAGCGCUGGGGUCGCGGCUGCCGCUGUCGGCAGCAGCGUCGGCGGCGUCGUGUGCGGCGCUGCCCACCACACGAUCACCAUCCGCGACACACCAUCGCCCGCCGUCUCCGUCAUCACCAUCUCGGACUCCGAUGAUGACAGCGAUCAGCCGCGUCGCAACCGUCAGCCUGUCGCCAACGCACCGCAGCCGCACAAUAACAGAGGCAGUAGCGGCGAGUGCGUGGCGACGGGCGCGCAGGGUAGCGGCAGCGGAAGUGGUAGCGGUAGUGGAAGCGGCAGCGGUAGCGGCGGCGGAGCGGUAGUCAGCGGCGGAGUCAUCUGCAGCGCCCGCUCCUCCGACGACCGACACGUCAAGCACGAGCCGCACCAGCAGCACCAACCUUGCCAUCACCAUCACCUGCAACAGCCCCAACAGCAGCAGCCGCCAUCUAGUAACAAUGCGCAGUCGAGCGGCCGCACGGGUCCGGCCCCGCAGGCGACGCCGCAGAGUCAGAAGAAGCGAUUGCUUGCGCUCGCGCAGCAGGAGGCGCAGGCCAAGCGCGAGCCGCAGCCCGAGCCGCAGCUGCACUACGCACCGAGCGGUUCGACAGUACGCCAAACGAACGAGUACCAAUGCAAUCAAUAUGUUCCGGCGCAACAUAAUAAAAGGGAUAGUAGCGGCGGUCGAGGCGAGUACCUGUCGGCGGGCGUGGGCGGCGUGGGCGGCGUGGGCGGCGUGGGCGGCGUGGGCGGCGUGGGCGCGGUGAGCGUGAGCGUGAGCGGCCCGCCCGCCGCGCACAAGCAUGCGGCGCCGCACGCCUGGCAUCAUCAUCCCCAUCCGCAUUAUAAAACUGGGAGUGGUGGUGUUUUAUCCCCGGGCGGUGGCGUUUCUCCAGGAUACCUUCCGCCACCUCUUUAUGUACCUACUUACCACUAUCAUACCGGCGGAGUGGGUGGUGUGGGCGGCGUGGGCGGCGUGGGCGGCCCCCCUCCCGCACACCACGCGAGCGGGGCCCGCCUACCGCCCUACCUGCAGACGUACUCGCCCACGUACCUCGUGCCGCAGCAUCCGCAGCACCCGCAGCAUCCCCAGCACCCUCAGCAGCAUCUCUGGUACACCGACUGAACUCACACCCAUUUCCUCGCGCUCGCUGUCCUCGGGUGACCUCUCCCCGCUCCGCCUCGACAGCUGCGGCUCACUCCACUCUAUAUACUUCGACUACUUCAGCCCGCCGCUCCUCACCGACAGCUACCGAAGCGACUACUACAGUCUGGGCCACCCGAGCACCGAGUACAGUUCCACGAAUUUACGCGUGUCCACCCCCCUCGACGGGCGCUCUAGGGAGCCGUCGUUUCGGUCGACUGACUUUUGUCGAAGCGAACGCUCCGAUCACUAAACUGUUCUACGAAUGGAAUGUUCCAGAAACUUCGAUGAUCUUCAUACUAAUUAAUUUGAGCGUCUGUAUAUUACAUACUUGUGUAUGACUUCCGCACUCAGCGGCCCUUAUCGACGAGCGAGACGGCGAUCUGCUCGCCUAUAAGGGAGCCCGAGUGGUCCCCGGGAGCCGGACACGCUCGAUCGAUUCAAGCACACUGCAAUUUUUAAUUAAAUCUAUGACUAGUGUGUGUCGCGCGUCGUGUGCCACGUUCCUAACAAUGCCCCCUAACGACGUAUAGUCGUUAGGUUUUUAAUGUAAAUUUAUUCGGCUAGAAGUUUUAGUUUUAGCCAGUACGAUCUACCAUGUGUAAUCGCGGAUCGAUGUUAUACUUAACAAGUAUAUAAUGUUUAAGUUUAGAUAGGCAGCGAGACGCUGUCUCCCUGGUCGGUCGCCUAUUGUCAGCACUGCAUACAUAAUUCUUGUUUGUUCGUACAAUCGUACGUUAGUAAUUAGAGUUUUGUUCACGUGUAUUAUAUGGAUUUGUAAAUUUGGCGUUCAUUAUGGUUAUUUUGCUGCAGUAACCCUGCAAGUAGGAUUGCAUUUACUAAUAUUUUAUUGUAGGUGUUAGUGUUUGUACCAAAUCUUUUAUUGGGAUGUGUAAUAAUAGUGGAGUGACGGCGCGGUCGUUGGUACUGACUGCGGCGAAGGUCGUACGAACGGCCUCGUCGUACAGUUUUAAUUGUACGUGACCGGUGAAUUUGUCAAUUAUAAUUUUUCAUUUUAAUUUCUAUACUUAUAGUUGUUAAUGGAUUCGCUUUAGAUAUCGAGAAUGGAUUUUUACGUUCCAUAUCAGGUAGCGUUGUAGCGGGAGUGUAUCCCACGUGUUUAAUAAACAAUUAUGCUGUGUUUAAUCGCAUUAACGACUUUGUAUUAUGUAGAUUAAUGUGUUUAGGGCGCGGUGAUGGACUACUUGUAUAGAUGUAGAUUCAACUAUAUUAAAAAAAUAAAAUAAAAAUAAAAAACGAUAAACAUCGUAAGAGUUUUAUAAACAUUUAGUAUGCACUAAUGGAUAGUUAACAAGUUAAUAUAUAUGUAUAUUAUUCUCAUUAGAUAGAUGGAAAUUAUUGAAACAACAAAUUAAUCUUCUUUAUUAUAAAUAAAAGCGUUUAUUUACGACUGCAAUUUAGGGUUCGCGUAGUGUUUAGUGACACUUAUUUUGCUGAAUUGUUACGCGUCAGUUUGCCGUUACAUUACGCCGUAUGGCAGGCCCAGCUGUGUACUACAUGUAUUUGAGCACCGAUGUAUUGAGUUCCAAGCGAUACGCACGCACGCAUUUCGGGUCUCUGUAUAUAAGUAUUAAGUAAGCCAUGUACAAGUCUCAUAUCAUAAAACCACGUCGUUUGUCCGAUUGCGUGCGUCGCUUGUCCCCCUCCUCCCCUUUUGUUCGUCAUCAUUAUUAUUAUUAUUUUUGCUUAUUCCCUAGUAUUUAGUUUGAAUAUUUUAAGUGUUUUUACAUAUAAUCGAGGCUUUCAUGUGACGCCUCAUGAUAACAUUCUUUUAUAUUGAUAUGUUGUUGUAAUUUUAACUAUUAAAAUUACUUUUAUGACAAGACUAUGUAUCUGUAUUAAUUUAGUUUACAUUUUAGUGAAUUAUUGCUGCGUGACAAUAAUAUUUUAUUUAGAUUUAUAUACUUCGGUUCUAGUUGUUGUAAUGCAUCAGUAUAUUUGAUUCGUUUGUAUCAACUACGUAACUCGUCUGAACAUUGCAUCGAAUACGCUGUUUUAAUUACAUUAGAGUCCAAUUUCAUUUGUUGGUUUAAUUUGAAAUUGAAUACCUUUCAAAAUUAUGUCACAAUCAAUUCUCUAACUUGACAAUAAACUGUUGCAAAAAAUUUUUUUUUUUUUUCAGUAAGAUUAAUUAUUUAGCUUGCUCUAUGCAAUGUUUAUAUUACAUACACCUAAAAAUUAGAUGUUGUAUUUUUUUUAUUAGUUUCUUUUCAUUAUUAAGUUCGAACGAAUUAAUUAGGUAUACAUAGAAAAUUUGUCAUUUUAAUUAAAUUACAUUUUUUAAUUAUUAAUCUGUUCUAAGCCUACUAUCACUUAUUUUUUUAGUUACAAGUUAAUUUUUCUACUUAUAAAAUUCUAUUUUAAAAUUAUUAUAAUUUAAUAUUUUAAAAUAUUAUUAUAAAAAAAGUCAUUAUUACUUAUAAUUCUUGUGAUUAAUUCCUUACUUAAAAAUAGUGUAUUCAAAAUUGACUUGGACAGAUCAGUGUGUACACUGACUCUGUAGAGUUACAGUGAAGCAAACUUGCAGCCCAGUUUAUAAUACAUAUCUUAAUACAGUAAAAAAUCAAUUUACAACCUCUCAUUUUAGGUGUAUGUGAGCGUAGUAAGAGAUUGCCUCUAACGAUGCGUAGUCAAUGAUCUCUAUACUGCACCCUUAUCGUAACCCCCCCAGUUUGUUUCCCUAACCGCCACGGUAUGGUCAGCGCAAACUGAAUCGAAUAAUUUUAUAUCCCCAAUAUUUAUAAUGCACAAAAUAGAAACAUAUUAAACGGUAAUAAUAAUUACAAAAUAGAAUUAAUUUGAAUUUUUUGAUUUUUUUCUUUUUUUUUUAAUUGUACAAGACAUUUCUCACAGAGAUUUUGUUAUCUGUCAAAGUAAUAGCUGUUCUAUAAUUUUUAAUGCUAUGCGAAUGAUCUAUUUUAAAUUAUACAAUAUGAUUUUGUAUAAGCUUAUAUCGCUUCUCGUGUUUAUUCAUAUGGAUGUAUAGUUGUAACAGUUUUAUUCAAACUGCAAUUGAUAGGAAGUUUCUAUGAUGCUUUUUGUGAUUGUAAGUUUAUACUUUUGUGUAGCGAUAGGAUUGUUAUUUUACUAACAGUGUUGUAGUGAUUCUGUUUGCGCGGACCUCGUGCGGCCAAAUUGUAAGGUCUAGUAAUGUAUUACAUAUUAAUAAGUCGGAGUUUUGGGGUUUUAUUUUUAAGUGUAUUAACGAUGGAAUGUUAACAUUUACUAUGUAAUUAUUAUUAUUUUUUUCUUAGCUAGUAAAACAUUUAUUUGAGUAUCGUUUAGUCGAAGUUAUUUACUUACUACUUAUUAUUGUGCAUAUGGAGAAUCUUCCCUAGACAGUUCGGUCGUACAUACAUGCACUCUAAUAUUGAUAAUACUACAUACUACUGUGAUCUAUUUCCAUAUAAUUAUUAGUUUGAAACUAUAUAAUUUGGGCGGUUGCAAUAACAUUUUACUUUUGUAAUAAAAUUGCAUAUUUGCGAAGCACAUAAGUUAACACGAAGUAAACUGAAUUUCCAAUAAAUUUCCUGUACAUUGGCGAUCUCUACAAUUGUCUAUACAUAUAGUAUAUCGACCGAUUAAAUGUACAAAUACUCCAUAUGAGGAUGUGAAUUUUGCUAUUGUGUUUAUAUAAUUCAUUUUUAUAUCGUUUUAGUUUGACUAUGUUUCUGUCCCGGUGCGCGUGCGCACCUUAUUCUAUUCCACUGUGAUUGUAACUGCUAUGUUGGUAUUCAUUAAUUUUAUCUGUGAAGUGAUUGUAAUACAUUAUAAUGUUUUCGUGCAAAACUGAAUCAAGUACCGUGGGUACUAGCUGAUGUCUAACUAUAUUAAUGGGUAUUGUUGUUUUAAUGUAGCGUAUAGGACGGCUUGUGUUAACGCAAGUGGAAAUCAUUAACAUUAUAAUAUAUGGGUUUAUAAGAAUAGCACACACGUUGCUUAAGUUUUCCUUGAAUCAAAUUAUUAGACAUGAAAUUGUAAAUAAACAUCCAGAUAUCCUU